Hydatigera taeniaeformis is the source of this 261-nucleotide messenger RNA. The record is from the annotation of a GenBank genome assembly. Lineage: Eukaryota; Metazoa; Platyhelminthes; Cestoda; Cyclophyllidea; Taeniidae.
AUGAAGAUCUCCAUUGUUUUCGCUUUGGCUCUGUUGACCCUCGUGACUGUUGCCUGGGCGGAAACGGAUGUUGAAGGAACUGCGAAGGAAGGUGUUCUGAAGACUUUGGCCGAGUUGAAAGAUUUUUUGUCUAAUGAUCCGAUGGGCCAAAAAUUGGCUGCUAUUGGCAAAGACCUAAAGGAUUUCUUCCUUAUGGCCAAAACAAAGACCCAUUCAGCUUUUAAAGAGUAUAUUAAGAAGCUGAUGGAAUCAGAAGAAUAA